AUGCCAAAAGCAGCGACAAGAUCUGAGACUGCUGCGAGCAAUCCCUCUCCACAAAAUACAAACCUAACAGACCGCACUGUGCCCCGUCCCCAGCGCGCCAACUCUGUUCAAUCAUCCGACCCCGAUCAAACCUCCUCCUCAGGCUCAUCUUCGGAGGAUGACAGCGAGAGCGAAGGGGAAAACGAACAACACUCCGACCAAGAAAUGAAUAGCACCGGAGAGUCCACCACCCACACACAUAUCUCUGAUUCAUCCUCCUCGCUACCUCACAUCGCCGGCCGCCCGAAACCCCGCAUACGUCGCAUGAAAGGCGAUUCGGAAAUUUUGUCGCGGCUCAACGCUUUCUUGCCAAAGAUGAAGGAUGCAAAUGAGGAUUUGCUGAGGCAGAUUGAAGCUGGGGAGGCUGGGGAUCUUGUUCUCGACAAUGCAGACGAGAAUGGGGAGCAGUAUAUUGAGAUGGACCUUGGUCUUGGGGUUCUGGAAGAGAAGCGCGAUGGGGAUUCUUCAAGUGGCGAGGAGAAUGACGACGAAGGGUCUGAGGGUGUCACUGACGCUGGGAAGACUCCCCAGGAGAUGAACGACUCGGAUAUCAUUGGGAAACUUAUGGGAGGUAAGAGUAAAAAGUCGAAUAUCGAUAAACCGUCUAUCCAGGAGAUGGCUUAG
Messenger RNA from Penicillium verrucosum, 663 nucleotides. RefSeq names its product NOPCHAP1/New4 family protein. Bases 1 to 663 code for a protein of 220 amino acids. The transcript has 2 exons. The record is from RefSeq and is a predicted model, not a curated record. Gene Ontology annotation, biological process: box C/D snoRNP assembly. Lineage: Eukaryota; Fungi; Ascomycota; Eurotiomycetes; Eurotiales; Aspergillaceae.